AUGCCAAAACGCCAAAUAUGGAUGCACCGAAAUUACGUGGGUCCAUACAAUGUUCUCUACAGUCACUACGUGUCUUUUACCCACCACCUGGCACCUGUAGAACUAAUACCUGGUUGGUUCCUUAGUGGCAAAUCGUUUGGUAUCAAGAUGAACAUCAGUGAUAAGAUAUUAAUUCUAAGGCAAGCUACGAAGCCACUACUGUUUGCUGUACAAUGUUUCAGGGAGACCUUUGGGGUGUACGUUACUGUAAGCUGCAUUGCACCAUCUAUUCGAGGAGUUGGACAUUACUCAUAUCAUCUCACCUACAUACCAAUCAUGCGAGAUGAAGAAGAUUCGGGAAGUGAGCUUUCAAACCCCUCAAGAUGUUGA
Molecule: messenger RNA, 369 nt
Organism: Eruca vesicaria subsp. sativa (arugula)
Lineage: Eukaryota; Viridiplantae; Streptophyta; Magnoliopsida; Brassicales; Brassicaceae
Source: the annotation of a GenBank genome assembly